CGGGCAAUUCACCCAGAGAAGCGGUCGGACCCGAGGAUUCAUUGCCGUCGUCAAAUUGUUCGCUAUCCCUUUGGAUUUUCCGGCGUAAGUGAGGAAGUAAAGAGGUUGAUAUCUGUGGUUGGAGAUGGAGGGCUCUGGGACUGGUAAGGCUAAGAAGGGUGCGGGGGGAAGGAAGGGAGGAGGUGCGAGAAAGAAGUCUGUGUCCCGGUCGGUGAAGGCCGGCCUUCAGUUCCCCGUCGGCAGGAUCGGGAGAUACCUGAAGAAGGGAAGGUACUCCGAGCGCGUUGGCUCCGGCGCCCCCGUCUACCUCGCCGCUGUCCUCGAGUACCUCGCAGCUGAGGUGCUCGAGCUUGCUGGAAACGCAGCAAGGGAUAACAAGAAGAAUAGAAUCAUCCCAAGGCACGUUCUUUUGGCCGUCAGGAAUGAUGAGGAGUUGGGAAAGCUUCUUGCUGGCGUCACCAUUGCCCAUGGUGGUGUUCUCCCUAACAUCAACCCUGUCCUCUUGCCUAAGAAGACUGAGAAGGCAACCAAGGAGCCCAAGUCUCCCAAGGCGACUAAGUCACCCAAGAAAGCCUGAGUAGCUUCGCGCCUUCUUCUUGUGUUCGUUACUUUAAUUCUCUCCCCUGUAGAAACAUCCACCGGGAACAGAAUUGAGUAUUUCGAAUUUAUGGCUGUUGUGUACCAAAAGAAGAACCUCGCUUCUUUUUUCUUCUGUGCAAUGUAUCUUCUUGUUUCAUUUCAA
Nymphaea colorata (pocket water lily) is the source of this 742-nucleotide messenger RNA. RefSeq names its product histone H2A. The transcript is spliced from 2 exons. The record is from RefSeq and is a predicted model, not a curated record. Gene Ontology annotation, molecular function: DNA binding; protein heterodimerization activity; structural constituent of chromatin. NCBI's taxonomy places the organism in Eukaryota, Viridiplantae, Streptophyta, Magnoliopsida, Nymphaeales, Nymphaeaceae. Gene Ontology annotation, cellular component: nucleosome. The coding region runs from base 125 to 577 and encodes 150 amino acids.